AUGGUGAAUGUUCCAAAGCUCCGCAAUACCUUCUGCAAGGGGCCCAAGUGCCGCAAGCACCAGCCCCACAAGGUGUCGCAGUACAAGAAGGGAAAGGACUCCCUUGUCGUGCAGGGGAAACGCCGUUACGAUCGCAAGCAGAAGGGUUUUGGUGGUCAGACGAAGCCCAUUUUUAGGAAGAAGGCGAAGACCACCAAGAAGAUCGUCCUCAAGCUUGAGUGCACGAAAUGCAAAACCAAGCGUCUGUUGCCCAUCAAGCGAUGCAAGAGCUUCGAGCUCGGAGCGGAGAAGAAGAGCAAGGGAGGACCCGGUUAUUAA
Molecule: messenger RNA, 318 nt
Organism: Neospora caninum
Lineage: Eukaryota; Apicomplexa; Conoidasida; Eucoccidiorida; Sarcocystidae
Product: putative ribosomal protein L41
Exons: 2
Coding region: 1-318 (105 amino acids)
Biological process (GO): translation
Cellular component (GO): cytosolic large ribosomal subunit; ribosome
Molecular function (GO): structural constituent of ribosome
Source: RefSeq, a predicted model, not a curated record